Molecule: messenger RNA, 966 nt
Organism: Rotaria sp. Silwood1
Lineage: Eukaryota; Metazoa; Rotifera; Eurotatoria; Philodinida; Philodinidae
Source: the annotation of a GenBank genome assembly
AUGCUCUGCUUGCUCUCUAUUUCAGUCCAUCCAUUACGUUCUCCAUCCAGCACCAACAUUCAUCCGAAUGCUCGAUGGCAACAGAAUGGUAUCACUGUGGUUGGAGGAAAUCGACACGGUAAUGGAAUCAAUCAACUCUCCAACCCAUGGGGUUUGUAUGUUGAUGAUGAUCAAACUGUAUAUGUCGCUGAUCAAUCAAAUCAUCGUAUUGAGGAAUGGAAACGAGGUGCAACGAGUGGCCAAGUAGUUGCUGGUGGAAAUGGACAAGGAACUGGAGAUCAUCAAUUGGAUAGCCCAUAUGAUGUGAUUAUCGACAACGAGAGAGAUAGUCUCAUCGUCUGUGAUCGUUGGAAUAGAAGAGUGGUUCGAUGGCCUCGUCGAAAUGGGACAAGUGGAGAAACAAUUAUCUCCAACAUCGAUUGUUGGGGUUUGACAAUGGACGAGAAUGGGUUUCUCUAUGUCACUGACAAUGGAAAAGAUGAAGUGAGACGAUAUCGAAGAGGAGAAUCUCAAGGAACAGUGGUUGCAGGUGGCAAUGGACGUGGAAAUCGUCUCGAUCAACUAUCUUCUCCCUCAUACAUAUUCAUCGAUCGAGAUCAUUCAAUGUACGUAUCUGACUGGGACAAUCAUCGUGUGAUGAAAUGGAUGGAACGUGCAACACAAGGCAUUGCCGUGGCUGGUAGUCAAGGAAAAGGAGAUGAUCAUACACAAUUGUCAUAUCCUGAAGGAGUUGUUGUUGAUCAAUUGGGCACUGUCUAUGUGGCUGAUCGAGGGAAUGAUCGAAUCAUGCGUUGGCCUAAAGAAGCUACACAAGGAAGUGUCAUUGUUGGAGGCAACGGUAGUGGAGAACAAUCGAACCAACUCAAUGCACCCUUCGGUUUGUCAUUCGAUCGACACGGGAAUCUCUAUGUUGUCGAUUGGGGAAAUCAUCGAGUACAAAAAUUCAAUAUCGAAUACAAUGGAUAG